GGGUGGAGCCCGAGGAGUAAGGCAGCUAAACGGAAGAAGAGACCGCGGCUCGGGAGAUGGAACCCGCGCAGGCGUGGGCGUUAGCCGGCUCGCCGGGUGCGCGGGGGCCUGAGGAACCUGGCAACCUCCCCUGGUUUCAUGAUCAGGUGGUACCAGCAGGAAGUUGUUCUUCCAGAGUCAUAGUACACUUGGAUCUGGAUUGCUUUUAUGCACAAGUAGAAAUGAUCUCAAACCCGGAACUAAAGGGCAAACCUUUAGGGGUUCAGCAGAAAUCUUUGGUGGUUACCUGCAACUAUGAAGCUAGGGAACUUGGAGUAAAGAAACUUAUGAAUGUUAGAGAUGCAAAAGAAAAGUGUCCACAGCUGGUGUUGGUGAAUGGAGAAGACUUGACUCGAUACAGAGAGAUGUCAUACAGGGUUACAGACUUGUUGGAAGAAUUUAGUCCAGUUGUUGAGAGGCUUGGAUUUGAUGAAAAUUUUGUGGAUAUAACAGACAUGGUGGAGAAGCGACUACAGCAGCUUCAAAGCGAUGAACUUGCAGUGCUGACCGUGUCGGGUCACGUGUACAACGAGCAGCCUGUAAACCUGCACGACGUCUUGCACAGGAGACUGCUUAUUGGGUCUCAGAUGGCAGCCGAGAUGCGGGAAGCCAUGUGUGACCGGCUGGGUCUCACUGGCUGUGCUGGAGUGGCUUCCAAUAAGUUACUGGCAAAAUUAGUUUCUGGCGUCUUCAAACCAAAUCAACAAACAGUCUUAUUGCCUGAAAGUUCUCAGCACCUCAUUCAUAGUCUGAAACACAUAAAAGAAAUGCCUGGUAUUGGCUAUAAAACUGCCAAACGCCUUGAAGCACUGGGUAUCAGCAGUGUGCAUGAUCUCCAAACCUUUUCACCCAAAAUACUAGAAAAGGAAUUAGGAAUUGCAGUUGCUCAGCGUAUCCAGAAGCUCAGUUUUGGAGAGGAUAACUCUCCUGUAACACCAUCAGGACUACCUCAGUCCUUUAGUGAAGAAGAUUCAUUUAAAAAAUGUGCAUCGGAAGUCGAAGCUAAAAGUAAGAUUGAAGAACUACUUGCUAGUCUUUUGAACAGAGUAUGCCAAGAUGGAAGGAAGCCACAUACAGUGAGAUUAACAAUCCGCCGGUACUCACCUGAGAAGCACUGUAGCCGCGAGAGCCGCCAAUGCCCCAUUCCAUCCCACGUAAUUCAGAAGUUAGGGGCAGGAAAUUAUGAUGCGAUAACCCCAAUGGUUGAUGUACUCAUGAAACUUUUUCGAAACAUGGUGAAUGUGAAGAUGCCAUUUCAUCUAACCCUUUUAAGUGUGUGCUUCUGCAACCUUAAAGCAGUAAAGACUGCUAAGAAAGGGACUAUCGAUUAUUACUUAACACCAUCAUCAUCAACAACGUCACACCUUGGCAAGCGCAGUUUUAAAAUGAAAGAUACUCAUAUGGAGGAUUUUUCCAAACACAAAGAAACAAAUUGGAAUUUUCUGCCAACUGGAAGAAUUGAAAGUACAAAAACUGGAAAGUCUCCACUAGAUACUGUAAAUUUUUCCAAAGAAGACAGCGAUGAAUUCCCACUCUCUUCACUUCCUGAGGGUAUUGACCAAGAAGUUUUUAAGCAGCUUCCAGUAGAUAUUCAAGAAGAAAUCCUUUCUGGAAAAUCUAGAGAAAAGGUCCAAGGGAAAGGAAGUUUGAGUUCUCCAUUACGUGCCUCUAGAGGGAUAUUAUCUUUCUUUUCUACAAAACCAAUGCAAGAAAGUCCAUUAAAUCCUAGAGAUCAUUUAUCUACUAGCAAACAGACACUCUCUGUAUCUCCCUGUGAACCAGGAACCUCAGGCUUAAAUAGCAGUAGUUCCUCUUACCCGUCUAGCCCAAAGGAUUAUUCACAUUCUCUGGACAGUAGAUUAAAAGUUGAAGGAGUGAGGCAAGGACCUAAAGAAUCUCAAGGAUUCCACUUUCCAACUACAAACCCCACUUCAUCUAUUUUCCAUUCAUUUCCAAAUUUACAGUGUGAGCAACUUCUCUGCAAAAACCUCUCUGCAGAUUGCCAUAAGCCACUGACAGCAACAGCGCCUCAUCGUGAAGGACUUGCAGAAAGUAGAGAGCAAGGUUCUUCCGCUGAGAAAGUUACUUUCCCUUCUGAUGUUGACCCUGAAGUUUUCUAUGAACUGCCAGAAGAGGUACAGAAGGAGCUGUUGGCUGACUGGAAGAGCAGAGGGUCGGAGUUCCACAAUGUACACACAUAGGCAUGCUGAGGAAAAAAGGUCUAAAAAGCAAGGGAAGGACGUUACACUCAUCUAAAUUAAACACUAAUAGAUACUCAGUUAUGGAGCAAUCCAAUAUAAAAUGUUCCAAAUAAAGUAAGAAUGCCUACGGGGAGUAAAUUCUGGCACAAAGUAUAAAAAUUUAUAACAGAAGAAGUAAUGUGUAACAUUACCUUCCUCUUAUUUUUAAAACUAUUUUAUAUUGCUUUUCAAUAAAAAAUACUUUGGUAAGCAUUAGUACAUUUCUCAUAGAUUGAGGGGAAAGGUAUAUAUGCCUGCAUAUAAGAAAUAGACUGGCCAAAUCAUUGCUAUGCUAUAGUAAAGAACUUUUUUUUUCCUAUGAAAAUUGAGCCCAUUAAGAAAUAGCCAAAUAGUCCUGGCUGGUUUGACUCAUUGGACUGAGUGCCAACCCGAGAAUCAAAAGGUUGCAGGUUCGAUUCCCAGUCAGGGCGCAUGCCUGGGUUGCCGUCCAGGUCCCAGUAGGAGGUAUGUGAGAGGCAACCAAUGAAUGAUGAAUGUUUCUCUUGCAGAUCCAUGUUUCUCUCCCCUUUCUCUCUCCCCACUCUCUAAAAAUAAAUAAAAUUUUUUUAAAAAAAGAAACAGCCAGAUAAGUUCUAUAGCCAACUUACCGAUUAAAAAUGUAGACAGCUUUGAAGUACUGUGUACCAUUAAGUUAAUUAAAAAAAAUACCAAAGUGAUGCAUAUUCAAUUAAUGCCUCUUAUUACACCUAGAGCCUACCAUCCUGCCUGGCACACAGAGGGCACUCAGUAACUACUGAGCAAAUGAGUUGCAUGGCAGGGAGUGUAUUAACAUGGUGAAUGAGAAGGAACCUUCCCUGCAGGUAGGUUCAGGGGAGGAUGGACACCCCAGGUGCAAGGUGGCAGAUCCAGAAGGGUUCUAGAUAGUGGAAGAAGUCUGUUUCCUUCUGGCCAGUCUAUGGGGUCUAAACGCAGUGGAUUACAUGUUUUUGCAUCUCCCCAGAUUUUGGAGGUGAAAUUCAGAAUGUCACACAAAGUUACUAAAUUGAUGGAUGUCCUUUUUCUCCCAUCGUUACAGCCUUCACCUUUUGCCUGCCAGAUCAAAAAUUAGAUAUAAGACUGUGGACAUCUUAUAAUUUGUAAGACAUAAAGAAUGUUUCUAGAACAUACCCAAUUAUUACUUAGCACUGUUUGGAGGAGUCCUAUUUAUAACAUUUGCAUGUAUAAUUUAAAGACAAAAAUAACGUACACAAAUGUGAAUAAAGUAUAGCCUAAAAGUACUUCCUUCUAGGUAGGUAAGGAGUUUCAACUUCAUUUCAGGUUUUUUGAAAUUUGAAAAUCCCCUAACCACCAAGGAUUGUUAACAGGGAGUUGGAGCUCAUCAGAAACACUAACUUGCAGCAGGAACAUCAGAAGUUGCUCACCAUGCAGAUACUCUGUGCUGUGGGUCAAGGGCUAGAGAAUUUUGUAUGUAGUGUUCUGAUGAGGCAGUUAAACUCAGAACAAGAGUUUACCACUUUUUUAGAUAAUUCAGUUUUAAAACAUAUCCAAUAAUCCUUAUAAUUAUUUCAGCCAGAAAUCAGCAUAUGACUAUUUAUCAUUUAUCUAUCUUAUCUGCUUUUAAUAAAAUGACCUUUCUUUCUUUGGCAUUGUACAAAUUUAUAAUGUUGGGAAGUGUGAAUUUAUUUUUAUUCUUGAUACAUGCUGGCAUCCUGUAUCUUUCAAUUCUUGUUAGUUCUAUUAAAGUCUUAGCCACUAGCCCUUCAAGUAUUGCUUCAGUGUCUAGGACGUGGGACUGCAGAAAUGAUGGGCCUUUCUUAUUCUGUUCUUCAUGUCCCUUAAUCCCUGCUACAUUUCAUUACCUUGUUUAUCUGCUACAUUUUGGCUAAUUUCAUCAGCUCUGUUUACCGAUUUGUUUUUCAUUAAUAUCUGAUCUACUAUUUAAAACAUUAAUGAUGACUUUAAUUUUAGUUAAGUAUAUUUUUCAUUUGAUUCUUUUUCUAAUAUUCCUUGUAAAAAUUCAUAUUUUAUGUUCUUUGUCUGAUUAUUUCAGUACCAACUUAAGUUUUUGUAAGUUUAAGUUUUCUGAUAAUGACGUGUAUCAUUUUAACUUGUUUGAAUGUGUGGCUCAACUUAACUGUGGGAAGACAAAGGACCUAGACUGUGGACGCUUCCCUCCAAGAUGAUUUGCAUUUGCUCCCAGGGAGGCGCAGUGCCAGUCCACUGGCGCCACUUCAGCCCCUUCUUGGUCCAGUCUUGCUGUCUGCAGUGGUCUUCGUUUGAGCUGCCCGACCUUGCCACUGUCCUAAGGUUUUUUCUCCAGAGGUCAAUUGCAGGCCAUUUGCCUUUAGGGUAAACUCUACCUUCCAAGCAGUUUGCCUGAUGCUUCCUGCUCUUUUCCUGCUUUUGUUUCAGCUUUUUUUCCCUUCCCUGUGUGAGGGUAAAGGGAUGGGGCUUAGGAAUUUCUAUUACAAAGCACAACCAGCAAUGAAUUACAAAGUGUUUCAUCCUGUAGAGACUCUUACACAUAUCUGCCCCCCCCCCCAUAGUGCGGGAGAACAAGUCUACUUGGAGAUAUUUUUUCCGUCUUAUUUGCUACCUAUUUUUGCCUUGUUCUAUGCUAUGCUUUUCCCACCCUUAUCCACUUUCUGUCUUCUUUUUGGAUUGGCUGAGCUUUCUAUUUAAUAUAUUUCCACCUACCAACUUGAAAUUUAAACGUUCUAAGUAUUGUACUUUUGAUUCCCUUUAAAAAUUUAACAUGCUUAACCUCUAAAAAUGGUAUCUUUACCCUCUUUGCAAACACAAGGAUGUUAAAAUAUAUUAAUUCUAGUCAAAUUCCUCUAGUUCUUAGUUUGAUCUACAAAUUGGAUAUUUGUUUACAUACUCUAGGUUUGCCCACUUAUUUUGGGGGCUCACCUUUUUUCUUGCAUUUCAGACGUCCCUUCAAACUAGAAUUGUUCUUGCUUUCUGAAAUUAAUGUCUUUAGCACUGUGUAUUUAGAAUUGAUUUCUCUUGGACUGUUUUAAGACACUUUUGUCUUUGAAGAUAUGCAGUAUUUGUAUCUAGCUACAAGGCUUAUUUUUAUCAUGUUUUAAAACAUAUAGCUCACUGAUGCUCUGCUCAUUUUUUUAUUCCUUUCUAUUUCCCUUUAGUUUUUAUUGCUUUGUCUUCAAGUUUACUAAUUAGUCUCCCAUAAUAUUUCAUCUGUUAUUUCUAUUUAGUGUAGUUUUCCUGUCAGGCAUUUUACUUUUCUGGAUACCUGAUUGUGUUGUUUUUGUAUAUUUUGUGUCUCAAUAUGUUCAAUUUUUCUCUAUCCUCUUGCACAUAUGAAAUAUUAAUCAUACAAAUUGUUUUUAAAGUAUUUCUGUAGCUCAUUUCUGCAUGUACUUCUAUUGAUUUGUUUUUCUCUUUAUUAUAGGUCAUAUUUUUCUGCUCUGAAUGCUUGGUAAUUUUUUAAAUUGUAUGGUGGACAUUGUGAAUUUUGCCUUGUUGGAUAAUGGUUGUUUUUGUUUUUUAAUAAAUAUUAUGAGUUGUUCUUGGUAGCUUUAAAAAGUUCCUUUAUUGCAUAUAACCAAAGCAGCAUUUAUUCUAGGAACAAUAUCACCUUAUUACUAAGGCAAAAUCCUUCUGAAGACCUCUGUGCCCUGUGACUCAGGAGGUCUUUUUCUCUUGUCAUAACGUGAAAUAUUUCUGGUCCUCUGUGGGCUCAGGAGAUUUUUCCCUUUGCACCUGUCAGGUGGUUCCUCCCCAUAGUUGUGUAAUUUCUUAUACUGACCAGUACAAGACUCUCUCUUCUCCAGCACUGUGCGCUGUGAACUCCAGCCCCUUUCGUGUCUCCAGACUCCCGGCUCUGCUCCAUGCACAGACCGCUAGGUUCUCUCUGGCUCUCCUGUCCCAGUACUGCACCCUGGAAGCUUUAGAUAAGUGAGCUGGGGCAAUGUUAGGGCCUCAUUUGUAGAUUUUUAAGAGUAAUUUCUUCUCUAAAUGUUUCUUUCUGUAGCAUCCUAUUCUUGUUCAUUGGACACAAUAUUUUCUCAUCUCUCUCAAGAUGUAGUGAUAGAACUUCCAAAGAUUUCCUUGUACUUGAAUUUGCUUUUUGUUUAAGAGUGUGGGACUAAAAAUCUGAUCGUUUCUCUGGGCAACCUAUUCAUGCUGGCCUUUUUACUCACAUGUCCUGUGAUUUUGGAGUGUGGGCUCCCAUUUGCUGGGCUUUGUUUGUGGGGUCCUGUAAGGUCUGGGUACCACAUGUCCCUCCCCAGAAUAUUUGCACUGGCUUCUGCCAGCACUUUAGGGAACCACGUCUGGGACCAUUGCAAUUUUUCAUUUUGAACAUUAAACCCUAGAUUUGGGCAGACUGUGGGCAUGAAAUUCCCAGAGGGUACUCCUCUCCCCUCGUCCCACCCCAUUAGUUUUGUCUUUCGUUUUGUAGUUGGAUUAUGUCCAAGUAGUUCCCCACUUUACUGAGAGAAUAGUCCUGCAGGGUUCUUGGUCAGUCUCAUUCCCGUUACCUUCUGUGAGCCCGAGGUGUUGUCUUCCAUCUACAGACUUAGAUUUCACUAUUUUGUCUUCUUACCACAUUCCUCUCUCUCGUGACGAUGCAUACCAUCACCACUUGUAAGCAAAUUACUCAGCUGUGUGAAAUUCACUUUCAUCCUGUUGCCUCACAGUGUCACUGAUGCUGUUUUUCCCUGUAAUCUCCACAUACAACCGUGUCCUCCUGUGAAGCUGAUUCGUGUUAAUGAUGACUUUUGGUUUAUGAAGAGAGUCCUGUUUUUGAUAAAUAGAGGUGAGGCUCUCCUAAUUUGCCAAUACUUUGGGUAUCCUUCCUUUCUUCAAUUGUAUUUACUACAUAUCAGAUAGACCAGAGAUUUAAGGUAUCACUAAUAAAGUAUUUUUAAAAUGUGUUAAAAUCCUUUGAGAAAACUAAACUUUCAGAUGCUCUCUUGGCUGGUAAAAUGAAACUUCUAUAGAUAUUUUAAGCAUAACAAUUUUAACUUAGUGAAUUAAAUGCUUACAA
This is a messenger RNA of Artibeus jamaicensis (Jamaican fruit-eating bat), 7254 nucleotides long. RefSeq names its product DNA polymerase iota (gene POLI). Gene Ontology annotation, molecular function: damaged DNA binding; DNA-directed DNA polymerase activity. Gene Ontology annotation, biological process: translesion synthesis. Lineage: Eukaryota; Metazoa; Chordata; Mammalia; Chiroptera; Phyllostomidae. The coding region runs from base 57 to 2240 and encodes 727 amino acids. The record is from RefSeq and is a predicted model, not a curated record. The transcript has 10 exons.